This is a messenger RNA of Fusarium keratoplasticum, 954 nucleotides long. RefSeq names its product Protein MAK16. The record is from RefSeq and is a predicted model, not a curated record. Bases 1 to 954 code for a protein of 317 amino acids. Gene Ontology annotation, cellular component: preribosome, large subunit precursor; nucleolus. NCBI's taxonomy places the organism in Eukaryota, Fungi, Ascomycota, Sordariomycetes, Hypocreales, Nectriaceae. Gene Ontology annotation, biological process: maturation of 5.8S rRNA; maturation of LSU-rRNA. The transcript has 2 exons.
AUGGCCUCCGACGAGAUUAUCUGGCAGAUCAUCAACCAGCAGUUCUGCUCCUUCAAGCUAAAAACCGAAAAGAAGCAAAACUUCUGCCGCAACGAGCACAACGUCACUGGCCUCUGCAAUCGCCAGUCAUGCCCGCUCGCAAACUCGCGCUACGCCACGGUGCGCCAGCACCCGACCAAGCAGACCCUGUACCUCUACAUGAAGACGAUUGAGCGUGCGCACCUGCCGUCCAAGAUGUGGGAGCGCAUCAAGCUGUCCAACAACUACAACAAGGCCCUCGAGCAGAUCGACCAGCGCCUCAUCUACUGGCCCAAGUUUCUCAUUCACAAGUGCAAGCAGCGUCUCACCCGCUUGACACAGGUGCAGAUCCGCAUGCGACGCAUCGCCGCCGAGGAGGAGCGCCUGGGUGAGAAGCUCGUGCCCAAGCUGGCACCCAAGGUCAAGCACCGUGAACAAGCCCGAGAGCGCAAGGCCGAGGCGGCUGCCAAGCUGGAACGCACCAUUGAGCGCGAGCUGGUUGAGCGUCUGCGACAGGGUGCUUACGGUGAUCAGCCUCUCAACGUCAGCGAGGACAUUUGGAAGAAGGUUCUCAACGCCAUGGAGCGUGAUGGUGAGGGUCAGCGUGAUAAGGACUUGGACAAGGGUCUCACCGAGAAUGGUGAGGAGGUUGAGUGGAGCAGCGAAGAGGAGGAGGAGGACAACCUCGAGAACCAGGUCGAGUACGUGUCGGAUCUCGAUGAGAGUGAAGAGGAGCUCGCCGACCUCGAGGACUGGCUCGGCAGCGACGACGAUGACGAGGAGGAUGAUGAUGAUGAUGACGACGACAGCGAAGAGUCCGAGACAGAAAAGGCCGGCAACAAGCGAAAGCGCGGACGGGCCAUCAAGAUGAAGAACAAGCGGCCCAAGCAGGAGGAGAAGGAGAAGCUCACCCUUACCAACGAGCUGGCGUGGUGA